Heterotrigona itama is the source of this 3688-nucleotide messenger RNA. The record is from the annotation of a GenBank genome assembly. Lineage: Eukaryota; Metazoa; Arthropoda; Insecta; Hymenoptera; Apidae.
AUGUUCAAAGUAAAUGUCUGUAUCGUAUAUAUUCAAAACUAAAUUACUUCUGACAUUUGCAUGAAAGUAUUAUAAUAAAUUUUUAAAUAUCUAACUGAUAAAAUUUAACAUUUGUUAUAUUUAUAUCUUUUUUAUUAUUUACAAUGAAUUGAAACUCUUCCCUAAUACAUAUAAGAAAAUUGAAUAUAUACGAUACUAUUUUCCUUAAAAUAGUUGAAUUUGAAUGUUUAAUAAGUAUGUUUGUAAAAAGUAAUUUGCAUGAUCAAAUAAGCAGAGCAUUAAGUUAAUGAUCUAUUAAAGAAUCCAUUUUACACGAUUGUAAUUGUUUAAUAAUAAUAAACUGAAAACAGGUAUUAAAUAUAAUUACAGUAUAUAAUAGAUAAUUGUAUAUUUGUAAAAGUAAAGAAAAUAAUGUUGCAAGAUUCUACAUAUUGAAAUUGAAAUUAGUUUUAAUUUCUAUUUUUUCUUUUACUUUUUUUAAUUAUGUAUGAUUAAGAAUAUUACAUUGUAGUGAUAUACUGAUAAAAUUAUUCAAAUCGACUAUUAUAAAUAUGUAUUUAGAGUAAUUCUAUGUUUGUAUUUUUUGUGGCCAUGAUAUUCAUUGUAUAUUUAUAUGUUAUAAAUAUACUGAAAUAAAAUAAAUAAUAAAUAUAUAAUAAUUUUCUUUGAUUAGAAUAAAUAUCUUGAAGCUAUCACAGUUCAUAUAUUUAAAGAUUCUUAUAAAGCUUGUACUUUGAAGAUUUUUCCAAGAAGGAUUAACAAAUAUUGAAACAUAUUAAAGUUUGAUGUAUCAACUUUUUAUUUAGCUCACUAAAUAUACUAAUAUUUCCAGCAGAUAUCUAUUAAUACAUUAUAUAUAUAUAAUAAUACAUGAAUCAAAUAACAAUAUAUUUCUUAUAUUUAUGUGUUACUUACUAUAAGAUAUUAACUAGUUAAAAUAUUGCAGUAUUAUAUUGCAAAUUAUAAUUACAAAAUAAAUCACUGUCUCAAUUAAUUGAAAUAUUAUUAUAAUUAUUAUUUAUCAUAAUACAAACUGAAAUCUUAUUAAAAUAUUUUAUUUUUGUAUAUUCAAAUGUGUGCUAUUGAAGUAAAUAUAAUUUACAUCAAAUUUAAAUCAAAAGAAGAUUUUAAAAAUUAAUCAAUAUUUUAAUAACUAUAUUAGUAUAAAGUAUUUCUUUAUAUAUAUAUACACACACACACACAUAUAUAUAUAUAAUUAUAUAAAUAUAUAUAUAUUUAUAUAAUUAAAAACAUACCUAGUUUUAUAACAAAUUAAUGAUUAUUUUUUAUUACAUAUUAAAAAAUAAAACUUAUUAUGGCAUUAAUUUCAUUUAUUAUCAACAAUGGCCAAUAAAAUAUUUUUAAUUUUAUAUUAACAAGUCAAAUAUAAUAUAAUUAUUAUAAGAAAAAAAUUACUAAAUUGUACUCUAGUUUGUACCAUAAUGGCAGAAAUAUUAAAUGAAAUUCUGUCAAAAUAUUAGCGUCGUAUGUAAAGUUUCUCCUAUAUAAUUCAUAUAUAACAUAUAAAUAUAAACAUUAUAUUAUAUUUUAUUGUGUAUUGCAGGAAUUAAUUCCUAAUUCAUAUGAACUAGAUUUAUCAGAUACGACCAUACUCAACAUUGAUUCUCUAGGUCUAAUCAUCAUAGCAGAAACUAGUAAAUAUCGAGAUGAAAGAACGUCGUUUAUACCUUGCAGCAGAAAAGAAUAUCUAUGCAGCGAGAAAGGAUUCCUAAUCCCUGAGACUCUCUCGCGGCAAGACAUUACGGGAAGAUACGCGGAGGUCUCAGGUUUAGCGAAUAUUAAAGUUGAAGGACUCCUUUGCAGAAAAGUGUGCGCGUACUUCGAAUGGUAUAACGGUGGUCGUAUUGAGCAAUGGUCCUAAAGAACACCAGCAGCAACCACAGACAGAACAUGCUGGUGGAGAAGAUACUGGAUUUGACUCAUGGAGAGGAGGCAAUAGUACCCAUCAUUCUAGUUAUCCAAUUGGAACUGGUGAUCCAUAUAGCCCUUAUUAUGCAGGUACUUCAUUCCCUUAUCAAACAUUUGGUGCUGGGGAUGGUACUUGGUCAAAUGGAACAGAUCCCGUUGCAUUUCUUUCUGGCUAUGGAGGUCAAAUAGGUCACGAUGCAUACGGCAUGGAUGGAAUGUUUUCUGCUAGUGCAGGAGGUGGUUUUAGUACAUUUGGUCAGCCUGCUUUUAAUUAUUUUCAUGGGAAUGGUGAUUUUAGUGCUUGGAGCACUCCAAGAAAAACACGCUAUGAAGAUUAUUACCAGGCACCACGUGGAAAUGAAAAUUAUCCAACACCUAGCAAUGCAGAAAUUAAGACUAUUGAACAAAGUGUACAAGGCUUGUCAUUAGGAAGUGGAGAAGUACCACGACAAGAUCAGCAAACAUCAUCUAAUCAAUCAAUAAAACCAGAAACGAAGGAACCCAGAAAGAUAACAUGGGCCAGCGUUGCAAGUCAACCUGCAAAGCCUGUCCCACCACUUUCAUCUUCUCAAGGAAUGAAGAAAAAGGCUGGAAUGCCACCACCACCUAUUGUGCCAGGAAAGCAUAAUAUGGACAUUGGAACAUGGGGUGAAGGUAAAUCUUCUGCACCACCUCCAACAGCACCACCACCACCACAGGUACAACCUCCUGUUCCACCUCCUCCACCAUUGGCUCAGAGACAGAGACCUCCUCCUCCUCCACCAUGUUGGAAUAGACAACCUACAACACCUCCAUUGCCUCCGCAAUCACAGAUUCAUAUGCCCCCACAACCACAGCAUCAACACCAACAACAGCAGCAGCAGCAACAACAGCAACAGCAGCCACAGCAACUGCAGCCACAACAACAACAAAUUACACAAUCACAAUCACAUCCUGUUUUAGACGAGCUGAAAGUGAAAAAUGAUUAUAAUCCUGUAGAAUUUGAUGAAACUGCUCCUGGAGCUAGGUUUUUUGUAAUCAAGUCUUACUCUGAGGAUGAUAUUCAUAGAUCCAUUAAAUAUGAAAUUUGGUGCAGUACUGAACAUGGUAAUAAAAGGUUGGAUCAAGCAUAUAAAGAAGCUAGCCGUGAAGGUGCCCCUUUAUAUUUGUUCUUUUCUGUCAAUGGAUCUGGUCACUUUUGUGGUAUGGCACAAAUGGUGUCACCUGUUGAUUAUAAGAGCAAUAGCUCUGUAUGGUCGCAAGAUAAAUGGAAAGGUCAAUUUCGCGUACGUUGGAUUUAUGUUAAAGAUGUUCCUAAUGUGCAACUUCGUCACAUUAGAUUAGAAAACAAUGAAAAUAAACCAGUGACUAAUUCAAGGGAUGCACAGGAAGUCCCUCAUGCAAAAGGCGUAACAGUGCUACGUAUAUUGCAUACUUAUCGGCAUUCAACUAGUAUUUUUGAUGACUUUGGACAUUAUGAGCGUAAACAAGCAGAAGAAGAUCAACGUAAGGCUCCGUCAAAUGCUAUACAACAUCAUCAUUCUGCCAAUCAUAGAAAUAGAGGACAUUCGGACUUGUCAAGGGAUCAUCAUCCUCAUCAAUCGCAUUUACAUCAUCAACGCAAAGUAAAUAAUAGCAUUACAAUAUUAUAAUUGCUAUAUAAAUAUUAUAAGUAAAAUUCAAAAUUAAUUGAGAUAACAUGUUUUAAAUAGUAAUAUAUUUGUUUGUAUAGGAUCGAGAUGGUGGUCGUGGUAGAGGCAGAGGAGGUUCACGCCAGUAG